AAUGAAGGGUCUUAUCUAUAUUCUUCUAUACUUUGUUAUACAUUACCUCCUAAAAACUAUCCAAUUCCUGAUAACUAUUCUGUAAAAACUACCUGGGGGCGUGAAAAAAGUCAACAAACAAUUCAAUUUGAAGAAUUUCGAGAUAAACAUACAGUGCCAGUUAAACCUGCUAAGCAAUAUUCGCAACAAGAUUCUGUUAAGUUAAAAUCAUUUGAAUAUUCUGUCAAUAACCAAAAUUAUUUUUUCAAUUUUAAGGACGAUUCUGAACAAAAAAGAGCUGAAAUUUUAAAUAUG
This is a messenger RNA of Dentiscutata heterogama, 294 nucleotides long. NCBI's taxonomy places the organism in Eukaryota, Fungi, Glomeromycota, Glomeromycetes, Diversisporales, Gigasporaceae. The record is from the annotation of a GenBank genome assembly.